GAGGGAAGUUGCAUUGCCUCGGGAGAGCUAACCGUAGGCUGGUGAGUGGACGGAGAAGCCAUCAGAAGUGCACAAGUUCUUGGACAGGAUCUGCGUGUUUGCCAUCAUGGUGAAGUCUUGCUGCGCCAUCAACUGCAACAACAAAUUUUCACUCGGCAAUAACAUCUCAUUCCACAGGUUUCCUCUUGGGAGAAAAGACCUGUUAAAGAAGUGGGUCUGGAACAUUCGCCGGAAGAACUUCUGUCCCACGCGCCACCACGUCAUCUGCUCGGAGCACUUCGAGGAGGCGGACUACCUUGAGAACGUGGCGUCCGGGAGGCGAUACCUAAAGCCCGACGCUGUUCCCACAGUAUUCAGCAAACCUGAGCGGCUAAAGAGGGGCCCUAAAAAGAGAAGACCCCUGCUCCGACGAAAGCCCCCCGAUCCUGAGCCGCCAAAGCCCAAGUCCGGCGGUGUAGAAGCACCAUCUCCGGGGAGCGAUGUCGUCGGUCUGGAACAUUCCUAUUCCCUCCCAGUGAGCCCAGCCCCGGAUCUUCACUUGGCACCUGUACGGGAGCAACGCCCGGCAGACCCCGAAGCGGGCAAAGGCCCCCGCCUCCUCCAGGCUAGGCCGAAGAGAGAAUGCAGGGAGAGGGCGAGGCCAAAUUUCCCAGAUGGGCCCGUGGCCAUCUCCGCCGGGGAGCGCCGGAGCUUCCGCCAGCUCCGCUACCAGGAAGUUGACGGGCCCCUUGAACUCUGCAGACGCCUCUGGGAGCUUUGCCACCUGUGGCUGAAGCCCGGGAAGCACACCAAGCUGCAGAUGUUGGACCUGGUGAUCUUGGAGCAGUUCUUGGCCGUCCUGCCCCCGGAGAUGCGGAGCUACGUCCAGGGAGAAGACCCCGCCAACUGCGACCAGGCGGUGUCCCUGGCAGAGGACUUCCUGCGGAACCAGCAAGGGGGAGAGGUGCGGAGGCCACCGGCAGAGAAGUCUCCCCUGGGCACCUGGCAUAAGCUUCAGUUCAAGGAUACCCCACAGAAGGAGGCCAGAAACGCCACCUCACUGAGUGACAGGAGCGUGAGAGAGACCACGGCAGAGGAUGCUCACCUGGAAGUCCCCAUGUCCGAAGAAGAAAUGUCCCAGGAGAUCGCUUCCUCCGUGACUAUCGAGGCAGGUGACGUGUGGGAGAGCGACAUCGAAGGGGAGCCAUGUGGCGUGUCAGUAGGAAACGAGGGCAUUGAUGCAGAAGGGAAUUGCGGGAUUCGAGAUGGAGCAAAGAACCAGGAGGAAACCAAACCAGCUGAGGAGUGCAACAGGAAACUAGCAGGUGAUGGCCACGUUCAGGAAGAACCGUCCCAAGAAGGCGAAGUGUCAUUGGACAAAGACGAAGGGGGAGUCUUCCAGAGUCCGAAUACAGAAGAGUUUUCUGGAAACUUGGAGGGAAUGGAAAGGUCCCAGCAAGCCUCGCAAGGGAAAACGGCAAAAGAAAAUCCAUAUAAAUGCGCCCACUGUGAAGAGAGCUUCCCUAAGAGAUCACAGUUGGUUAUGCAUGAGAAGAGUCACGGUGGGGAGAAGCACAUCUGCUCGCAGUGUGGCAAAUGUUUCUCUUACCAGUCCGAUCUUGUAAGCCACGAGAGAAGCCACAGCGAUGAGAAACCAUACCAGUGCUUGGACUGUGGGAAGAGCUUUCGUGAGAAAGCAUAUGUUGCGCAGCACCAGAGAAUCCACACGGGAGAGAGGCCGUACGCGUGCUCCGAGUGUGGGAAAAGCUUCUUCCGCAGAGGGUCCCUCAUUUUGCACGAGAGAAUCCACACGGGAGAGAAGCUCUACAAGUGCUCGGACUGUGGGAAGAGCUUCAAUCGGAAGCCACACCUCGCGGUCCACAAGCGAAUCCACACAGGAGAGAAGCCGUACGAGUGCUCGGACUGUGGGAAAAAUUUCACGGUGAAGUCUGCUCUUAAUGUCCACAUGCGAACCCAUUCAGAAGAGAAGCCCUACAUGUGCUCCGUUUGCGGGAAAAGCUUCCGCGAGAAAGGAACCCUUAACAUACACAAGCAGAGCCAUACGUCUGAAAAGCCGUACCAGUGCGCCGAAUGUGGGAAAUGCUUCAGUUACACCGCAUCGUUUAGGAGACAUAAGAAGACUCAUGCCAGGGGUGCUGCCGUGAAAUCGUACGAAUGCCCCGAAUGUGGGAAAAGCUUUGGCCGCAAAGACUACCUUAUCACACACCGGAGAAUCCAUACAGGAGAGAAGCCUUAUGUCUGCCCCGUGUGUGGGAAAGGCUUCAAUCACGGUGCAACUCUGGUUACGCAUAAAAGAACCCAUACAGGAGAGAAGCCAUAUGAGUGCUCCGAGUGCGAUAAAAGCUUUAAACAAAUUUCGGGCCUCAUCACACAUCGGAGAACGCACACUGGAGAGAAACCAUACGAAUGUUUGGACUGCGGCAAACGCUUUAUUCUGAAGUCCUACCUUGAUGUACACAAGAGAAUCCACACCGGAGAGAGGCCCUAUCAGUGUGCUCAGUGUGGGAAAGGCUUCUCUUGCUCUUCUUAUCUUUUGAGACACGAGAAAACCCACACAGGGGAAAGACCACAUACGUGCUCUGAGUGCGGCCAAAGCUUUCACUGGAAACGUUCCCUCAUUAUGCACAAGCGCAAGCACACGGGAGAACAGACUCUGCACGAAUGUGUGGUCUGUGGCAAAAACUUCAGCUGGACGUCUGCUCUCGCUGUGCACAUGAGGACUCACACAGGUGAGAAACCAUAUGCCUGCUCCGAGUGCGGGAAGCAAUUCAGUGGCAAGUGGAUCCUCAUCCAGCACAAGAGAAUUCACACUGGAGAGAAGCCGUACGAAUGCCCUGAGUGCAGGAAAACCUUCCAUGCAAAGUCGUCCCUUCUCGCACACCAAAGAACCCACACUGGAGAGAAACCGUACGAAUGUUCCGAGUGUGGGAAAAGCUACAGCGUGAAAGCAAACUACGUUGCGCAUCUGAGGACGCAUACGGGAGAGAAACCUUAUGAGUGCUCUGAUUGUGGGAAAAGCUUCUAUAAAAAAGAUCGCCUGAUGACGCACAGGAGAACCCACACAGGAGAGAAGCCAUACCAGUGCUCUGUGUGUGGGAAAGGGUUCAACUGGAAAGUUGGUCUGAUUAACCACAUGAGAAUCCACACGGGAGAGAAGCCAUAUGCAUGCUCCGAGUGUGGGAAAUGCUUCCAUAAGAAAGAUCACCUUGCUAGACACGAGAUCAUCCAUACAGGCGAGAAACCCUACGAGUGCUUCGAGUGUGGGAAAAGCUUUAAUCAAAAAGUCGCCCUCAUUGUGCACAAGAGGACUCACACAGGAGAAAAACCAUAUAAAUGCUCAGAGUGCGGGAAAAGUUUCAGCUGGAAAAAAUCACUUAUUACGCACAAGGCCGCCCAUACGGGAAAGAAACCCUACGAAUGUUCUAAGUGUUCGGAAAGCUUCAGCCGACGUUCCCACCUUGCAGAACAUGAAAGCACGCACACAGACCCCGAAGCAAAGAGGAAAGAUCUUCAUGGACAUCAAAACAUUGACAGAGGACAAAAAUGUUAUCAAUGCCUGGAAUGUGGAAAGAGCUUCAGUACGAGUUCAUACCUUAUUUCCCAUCAAAGAGUCCACACAGGAGAGAAACCAUAUCAGUGUUCAGAGUGUGGAAGGAGCUUUAGUCACACUGGCAACCUCACUUCCCAUCAAAGAAUCCACACUGGAGAGAAACCAUAUCAAUGUUCUGAGUGUGGAAAGCGCUUCAUUCGGAGAUCACACCUCACUUCCCAUCAAAGAAUCCAUACAGGAGAGAAACCAUAUCAGUGCUCAGAGUGUGGAAGGAGUUUCCAUAGAAGUGACUCUCUCACUUCGCAUCAAAGAAUCCAUACAGGAGAGAAACCAUAUCAGUGCUCAGAGUGUGGAAAGUAUUUCAGUCACAGUUGCGCCCUCACUUUGCAUCGAAGAAUCCAUACAGGAGAGAAACCAUAUCAGUGCUCAGAGUGUGGAAGGAGUUUCCAUAGGAGUGACUCCCUCACUUCGCAUCAAAGAAUCCAUACAGGAGAGAAACCAUAUCAGUGCUCAGAGUGUGGAAAGUAUUUCAGUCACAGUUGCGCCCUCACUUUGCAUCGAAGAAUCCAUACAGGAGAGAAACCAUAUAAAUGCUCAGCAUGUGGAAAGAGUUUCCGUGAGAGUGGCACCCUCACUUCGCAUCAAAGAAUCCAUACAGGAGAGAAACCAUAUCAGUGCUCAGAGUGUGGAAAGCAUUUCAGUCACAGUUCUGCCCUCACUUGUCAUCAAAGAAUCCAUACAGGAGAGAAACCGUAUGAGUGCUCAGAGUGUGGAAAGAGCUUCAGUCAGAGUGGCCCCCUCAUUUCCCAUCAAAGAAUCCAUACAGGAGAGAAACCAUAUCAGUGCUUAGAGUGUGGAAAAAGCUUCAGUCACAGUGGCUCCCUCACUUCCCAUCAAAGAAUCCAUUCUGGAAAGAAACCAUAUCAGUGCUCAGAGUGUGGAAAAAGCUUCAGUCAGAGUUGCUCUCUUACUUAUCAUCAAAGAACACACAGAGGAGAAACCAUCUCAAUACUGAGCACAGGACAAAAAUGUUAUCAAUGCCUGGAAUGUGGAAUGAGUUUCAGUAGGAGUUCAUACCUUAUCUCCCAUCAAAGAAUCCACACAGAAGAGGAACCAUAUCAGUGCUCAGAGUUUGGAAGGAGUUUCCAUAGAAGUGGCUCCCUCACAUCCCAUCAAAGAAUCCAUACGGGAGAGAAACCAUAUCAGUGCUCAGAGUGUGGAAGGAGUUUCCAUAGAAGGGGCUCCCUCACUUCCCAUCAAAGAAUCCAUACAGGAGAGAAACCAUAUCCGUGCUCAGAGUGUGGAAAGCAUUUCAGGCAGAGUUCUGCCCUCUCUUACCAUCAAAGAAUCCAUACAGGAGAGAAACCAUAUCAGUGCUCAGAGUGUGGAAGGAGUUUCCAUAGAAGUGACUACCUCACAUUCCAUCAAAGAAUCCAUACAGGAGAGAAACCAUAUCAGUGCUCAGAGUGUGGAAGGAGUUUCCGUAGAAGGGGCUCCCUCACUUCCCAUCAAAGAAUCCAUACAGGAGAGAAACCAUAUCCGUGCUCAGAGUGUGGAAAGCAUUUCAGGCACAGUUCUGCCCUCACUUCCCAUCAAAGAAUCCAUACAGGAGAGAAACCAUAUCAGUGCUCAGAGUGUGGAAGGAGCUUCAGUCAGAGUGGCUCCCUCACUACCCAUCAAAGAAUCCAUUCAGGAGAGAAACCAUAUCAGUGCUCAGAGUGUGGGAAAAGCUUCAGUCAGAGUUGCUCUCUCACUUACCAUCAAAGAACACACACAGAGGAGAAACCAUCUCAAUACUGAGAAUGUGGAAAGAGCUUCACUCAGAUUUCCAAUCUUGAUGGACAUGAAGGAAUCCACAGAAGAGAAAAAUGUACUUGCCUGGAAUGUAGGAGGAGUGUCCGUCAGAGUGAAAGCCUUACUUCCCAUCAAAGAAUCCGUACGGGAGAGAAACCAUAUCAGUGCUCUGAGUGUGGAAAGAGUUUCCAUAAGAGUUGCAACCUCACUGCCCAUCAACGAAUCCAUACAGGAGAGAAACCAUAUCAGUGCUCAGAGUGUGGAAAGAGUUUCCGUGAGAGUGGCGCCCUCACUACCCACCAAAGAAUCCAUACAGGAGAGAAACCAUAUCAGUGCUCAGAGUGUAGAAAAAGCUUCAGUCAGCGUUCCAGCUUUACUACCCAUCAAAGAAUCCAUACAGGAGAGAAACCAUAUCAGUGCUCAGAGUGUGGAAAGAGUUUCCGUGAGAGUAGCGCCCUCACUUCCCACCAAAGGAUCCAUACAGGAGAGAAACCCUAUCAGUGCCCAGAGUGUAAAAAAAGCUUCACUCAGCGUUCCAGCCUCACUUCCCAUCAACGAAUCCAUACAGGAGAGAAACCGUAUCAGUGCUCAGAGUGUGGAAAGAGCUUCAUUCGGAGAUCACACCUUGCUUCCCAUCAAAGAAUCCAUACAGGAGAAAAAUUAUAUCAGUGCUCAGAAUGUGGAAAGAGUUUCAGGUGGAGUUCACACCUUACUUCCCAUCAAAGAACCCACACGGGAGAAAAAUGUUAUCAAUGCCUGGAAUGUGGAAAGAGUUUCAGUAAGAGUUCACUUCUUAUUUCCCACCAAAGAAUCCAUACAGGAGAGAAACCAUAUCAGUGCACAGAAUGUGGAAAGAGCUUCAGUCAGAGUGGCUCCCUCACUUCCCAUCAACAGAUCCAUACAGGAGAGAAACCGUAUCAGUGCUCAGAGUGUGGAAGGAGUUUCUGUAGAAGUGACUCCCUCAUUUCCCAUCAAAGAAUCCAUACAGGCGAGAAACCGCAUCAGUGCUCAGAGUGUGGAAAGAGCUUCAGUCACAGUAGCAAUCUCACUUCCCAUCAACGAAUCCAUACAGGAGAGAAACCAUAUCAGUGCUCAGAGUGUGGAAAGAGCUUCAGUCACAGUUGCAACCUCGCUUCCCAUCAACGAAUCCAUAGAGAAGAGAAACCAUAUCAGUGCUCAGAGUGUGGAAGAAGUUUCAGUAGAAGUUACUCCCUCAUUUCCCAUCAAAGAAUCCAUACAGGAGAGAAACCAUAUCAGUGCUCAGAGUGUGGAAAAAGAUUCAGUCACAGUAGCAACCUCACUUCCCAUCAAAGAAUCCAUACAGGAGAGAAACCAUAUCAGUGCUCAGAGUGUGGAAAGAGUUUCAGGCAGUAUUCCACCCUCACUUUGCACCAAAGAAUCCAUACAGGAGAGAAACCAUAUCAGUGCUCAGAGUGUGGAAAGAGUUUCAGGCAGUAUUCCACCCUCACUUUGCACCAAAGAAUCCAUACAGGAGAGAAACCAUAUCAGUGUUCAGAGUGUGGAAAGUGCUUCGCUCAGAGUCAUGCCCUCACUUCACAUCAACGAAUCCAUACAAAAGAGAAACCAUAUUAGUGCUCAGAGUGUGGAAAGAGUGUCAGUCGAAGUGAAACCCUCACUUCCCAUCAAAAGAUCCAUAUAGGAGAGAAACCGUAUCAGUGCCCUGAGUGUGGAAAGUCCUUCAGUUGGAGAUCAAAGCUUUCUUCUCAUCAAAGAAUCCAUACAGGAGAGAAACCAUAUCAGUGCUCAGAAUGUGGAAAGAGCUUCAGAUUGAGUAGCUCCCUCACUUCUCAUCAAAGAAUCCAUACAGGAGAGAAACCUUAUCUGUGCUCAGAGUGUGGAAAAAGCUUCCGUCACAGUUCACACCUCGCUUCCCAUGAAAGAAUCCAUACUGGCAAGAAACCAUAUCAGUGUUCAGAGUGUGGAAAGAGUUUCCGUAAGAGUUGCAUCCUCACUGCCCAUCAAAGAAUCCAUACGGGAGAGAAACCAUAUCAGUGCUCAGAGUGUGGAAAGAGCUUCAGCCAGAGUAGCACCCUCAUUUCUCAUCAAAGAAUCCAUGCAGGUGAGAAAUCUUUUCUGUGCUCAGAGUGUGGAAAGAGUUUCCAUAAGAGUUGCAACCUCAUUUCUCAUCAGAGAAACCAUACAGGAGAGAAACCAUUUCAGUGCUCAGACUGUGGAAAGAAUUUCCGUAAGAGUUCCACCUUCAUUUCCCAUCAAAGUAUCCAUACGGGAGAGAAACCAUAUCAGUGCUCAGAAUGUGGAAAGAGUUUCCAUAAGAGUUGCAACCUCACUUCUCAUCAAAGGAACCAUAGAGGAGAGAAACCAUUUCAGUGCUCAGAGUGUGGAAAGACCUUCAGUCAGUAUUGCACUCUCACUUCACAUCAAAGAAUCCAUACAGGCAACAAACCAUAUCAUUGCUCAGUGUGUGGAAAGAGUUUCUAUAAGAGUUCCAAUCUCACUUACCAUCAAAGAAUUCAUACGGGAGAGAAACCAUAUCAGUGCUCAGAGUGUGGAAAGAGUUUCAGUCAGUAUUCCACCCUCACUUGCCAUCAAAGAAUCCAUACAGGAGAGAAACCAUAUCAGUGUUCAGAGUGCGGAAAGCGCUUCGCUCAGAGUCACACCCUCACUUCACAUCAAAGAAUCCAUACAGGAGAGAAACCAUAUCAGUGCUCAGAGUGCGGAAAGAGCUUCAGUCAGAAUUGCACCCUCACUUCUCAUCAAAGAAUCCAUACAGGAGAGAAACCAUAUCAGUGUUCAGAGUGUGGAAAGAGCUUCAGUCAGAGUAGCGCCCUCACUUCUCAUCAAAGAAUCCAUACAGGAGAGAAACCAUAUCAGUGUUCAGAGUGUGGAAAAAGAUUUAGGUACCGUUCGCACCUCACUUCCCAUCAGAUAAUCCCUACAGGAGGGAAACCAUAUCCGUGCUCUGAGUGAGGAAAGAGUUUCCGUUAGAAUUGCAACCUCACUUCCCUUCAAAGAGCCCGCACAGGUGAAACCAUAUCAGUAGUCAGAAUGCAGAAAGAGCUACACUUGGCGUGACACACGAAUAUUCACAUAGGGGAGC
Messenger RNA from Gekko japonicus, 8423 nucleotides. RefSeq lists its product as uncharacterized. The transcript is spliced from 16 exons. Lineage: Eukaryota; Metazoa; Chordata; Lepidosauria; Squamata; Gekkonidae. The record is from RefSeq and is a predicted model, not a curated record. Gene Ontology annotation, biological process: regulation of immune system process; regulation of cytokine production; negative regulation of transcription by RNA polymerase II.